Molecule: messenger RNA, 2034 nt
Organism: Heterocephalus glaber (naked mole-rat)
Lineage: Eukaryota; Metazoa; Chordata; Mammalia; Rodentia; Bathyergidae
Source: RefSeq, a predicted model, not a curated record
GAAAAAACAACAAACAAACAAAAUCAGAAUAGCAAUUCCUCAAAAUAUAAAGCAUAGAAAUACCAUAUGAUCCAUUUCUGGGAAUAUAUAUACAAAAGAAUUGAAACAAUCUCAAGGACAUAUUUGUAUAUCCAUGUUUGUAGCAGCAUUACUCGUAAUAGCCAAGAGGUAUAAACAACCCUAAUGUCCAUGAAAUAGACAAAAAAAAUAUGUGGAAUAUGUACAUAAAAUGUAGUAAUAUCAUUGUCUUAAAAAUGAAGGCAAUCUUGUCAAACGCUACGACAUGGAUGAAUCUUGAGUAUAUAAUGAUACGUGGAUCUGCGUGUUGUGCCCUGUGCUGCCCAGACUCGCAAACAAUACAGUCAGGAUGGGUAAAGGGGACCCCAAGAAACCAAAGGGCAAGAUGUCUGCUUACGCCUUCUUUGUGCAGACCUGCAGAGAGGAGCACAAGAAGAAGAACCCCGACGUCCCUGUCAAUUUUGCAGAAUUUUCCAAGAAGUGCUCGGAGAGGUGGAAGACGGUGUCUGGGAAGGAGAAAUCGAAGUUUGAUGAAAUGGCCAAGGCGGAUAAAGUGCACUAUGACCGAGAGAUGAAAGAUUAUGGACCUGCAAAAGGAAGCAAGAAGAAAAAGGACCCUAAUGCCACCAAAAGACCACCGUCUGGAUUUUUCCUGUUUUGUUCAGAAUUCCACCCCAAGAUAAAAUCCACCAACCCUGGUAUCUCCAUUGGAGAUGUGGCCAAAAAGCUGGGUGAGAUGUGGAAUAACUUAAAUGACAGUGAAAAGCAGCCCUACAUCACCAAGGCGGCGAAGCUGAAGGAGAAGUAUGAGAAGGACGUGGCCGCCUCUAAGUCCAAAGGAAAGUUUGAUGGUGUUAAGGGUCCUGCUAAAGUUCCCCGGAAAAAGGUAGAAGAGGAAGAUGAAGAAGAGGAGGAGGAGGAAUAAAAAACUGUUUCUCUGUCUCCUUGUGAAUCCCUUAGUGUAGGGAGCGCCGCGACUGAACGUCUCUUAGGUUAAAUGCCAGCCGUUUGAUCGUGUAGUCUCAAAUGCUCUGGAAGUUGGCAGUAGUUGCCCUGUGUGGCUUGGGGGUCUGGAGCGCUGGGAAACUGUAUCAAAGCUGUACAUAUUUCCAGACAUUUUUAAACUGAAAAGGCACUCCGUGUUCUCCUCGCUCUGUGCACUUUGCUGUUGGUGUGUAAAGGCAUUUGAAGAUGUCUCUGCCGUUUGUUUUUUAAUUUGUAAGGUGGUGUUAACUAUGUGGUUAUUGGUCAGAAACCCUUAGCUACCAACUGUACAUAUCUAGAGUUUGUAAAAAGAACAAAGCAAUCCAGGCAAACCCUCAAUGGCCCCUGCUUGGCGCUGAGGCUGUGGGACAAAUGCCACUGGGAGGGGACCGUAGGGCUGUCGCUGCAGCUGUGGCGGGCGUCCAGUCAGCUUCUGUAUAUAGUGACCUAGCAUCCCGCUACUCAUCUUAGCUGGGGACUGAGAAGUGUUUGGAUUCUUCACUUUUGUUUUUUUAGUUAAGUGCAGUAGAUGGAAACUGUUUCCAGACUGUAGAACUCUUCAUUUUCCGCAGAGAGCUAAUGAAGAUUCACAAAGCUUCUGUACUUAAACAGGAUUUGCAACGUUGUGUUAUUUUUUUGUAUGUUUAGAAUGCUGAAAUGUUUCCCAAGUUAAAUAAACAGUAUUACAUUUUUCAAAAAAAAAAGAGAAUAUAAUGCUAAGUGUAAGAACACAGUCACACAAUAGAUGAAUAAUUCUAUGAGGUAUGUUCAUUGCCAAGUGCAGCCAUAACAAAAUAUCACCAAUUAGAUGACUUAAACAACAUUUGCUCACAGUUAUGAAGACUAGAAGUACAAGAUUAAGGUGUUUGCAGUUUUGAUUUCUCCUGAGAUUUCUUUCUCUCCAUCACUGGUAGAUAGCUAACUUUUCACUAAGCCCUCACAUGGCCUUUCCUCCAUGGGCAUAUUCCUAGUGUCUGUUGGGUGAUUCCCAAUGUCCUCAUUUUAUAAGGCUAUUAGACUGGUUUAGAUCCC